Messenger RNA from Talaromyces amestolkiae, 3333 nucleotides. RefSeq lists its product as uncharacterized. Gene Ontology annotation, molecular function: ATP binding; P-type proton-exporting transporter activity; ATP hydrolysis activity. Bases 1 to 3333 code for a protein of 1110 amino acids. The record is from RefSeq and is a predicted model, not a curated record. The transcript is spliced from 4 exons. Gene Ontology annotation, biological process: proton export across plasma membrane; regulation of intracellular pH. Gene Ontology annotation, cellular component: plasma membrane. NCBI's taxonomy places the organism in Eukaryota, Fungi, Ascomycota, Eurotiomycetes, Eurotiales, Trichocomaceae.
AUGGGGAAACGAGGUCUGAAUUUCAUCGCAUUGAUGUUAUGUCGUUCGCUUGAGCACACCGAAAACAAGCCGGCAGCAUCCGUCGUUUCUUCCCAGCUUGAUUCUGCCUUUUUGGUGUUCUAUAGGAAGAAAUACUCUCAAGACAACAAGAGCCCUGCCUUAUACUUGUCGAUACAGCAGCUAAGAGUCAUCGAGUACACACAAUCGUUAUUCGAAAGGAUGUCGGAUAAUCCGCGGGCUUCUAGCGAUGAGCAGCAGUCACGUACCUCAAGACGCAUGUCUCGUGCGGAGAGGAGGAUGUCGCGAGCUGUCAGUGUUGCCCAAGACCAAAGUCUUGACGAGUACGAAAGAUUGGUUCGAUAUGUGUCUGUCUACAGAGAGCCAGGGAUGACCGAUAUCGAGAACGAAGAAGGGGAGAUGAAACGUGUCUGGUAUGCACCAUGGCGCAGACAAUAUGUACCCAAUCCAGAAUCAACAGAGGCAAAGCAAAUGUUCCCUGACGAGUGGCUCCUCACCGACAUCAAACAAGGUCUAUCUGAGGCAGAAGUCAACAACCGUCGGCGUCGUUCGGGUUGGAAUGAAUUGAUCUCGCAAAAAGAAAACCCAAUUGCGAAGUUCAUGUCCUAUUUCCAAGGACCGAUUCUUUAUGUAAUGGAAAUCGCCGUGCUGCUUGCAGCUGGUCUCAAGGAUUGGGUAGAUUUCGGCGUCAUCAUUGGAAUUCUCUUUCUCAACGCCACGGUUGGCUGGUACCAGGAGAAACAGGCUGCGGAUGUUGUAGCCAGCCUCAAAGGUGAUAUCGCACUACGAUGUCAGGUAGUUCGUGAAGGACGUGAGACCGAAGUAUUAGCUCGUGAAUUGGUUCCCGGAGAUGUGGUCAUCGUCCAAGAAGGGACUGUUGUUCCAGCUGAUUGCAAAGUGAUAUGCUCAUACGAUGACCCAAAUGGUUUUGAGGAAUUUAAGAGAAUGCAGGCAGAAGGCGCUCUUGAUGAGUCUUCAGGCGAGGAAGAUAAAGGACAAGAAGGCGGCCAGGAGCGAGAAGAAGAUGAGAAAAUUACAGAUGGGGAAUCGGCUGCUAAGGGGAAGGGAGGACAGGAUUCCAGAAAAAAGAGCGAAGGCGGCCAAUCGAGCGAUGAUGAUGAAGAAAAGGAAAGCCGAAAAGGCUAUCCAAUUCUCGCCUGCGACCAUUCCGCAAUUACUGGUGAAUCUCAUGCCGUUGAUCGACAUAUGGGCGAUCCCGUUUAUUACACGACAAAUUGCAAAAGGGGAAAAGCGUAUACCGUCGUUCAAGUGUCGGCCAAAAAUUCUUUCGUUGGGAGAACUGCUAGUAUGGUCGCAGGGGCGGGGGAUAAAGGUCAUUUUGAAAUCGUCAUGGAUCGAAUCGGUACCUCGCUCCUCGUUCUGGUGAUGGCGUGGAUCCUCGCGGCGUGGAUCGGUGGCUUCUGGCGUCACAUCCCUAUUGCAAGUCCUGGUAAACAGACACUGUUGGAGUACACUCUAGUGCUACUGAUUAUCGGUGUCCCGGUCGGUCUGCCUGUUGUUACCACCACAACUAUGGCAGUUGGAGCGGCCUAUUUGGCACGCAGAAAGGCAAUUGUUCAGAAAUUGACAGCUAUAGAAUCACUUGCAGGAGUCGAUAUCCUGUGCUCCGACAAGACGGGGACCUUGACUGCAAACAAAUUGAGUAUAAGGAAUCCAUAUGUGGCCGAAGGAGUCGACGUCAAUUGGAUGAUGGCAGUGGCUGUUCUGGCGUCUUCGCACAACAUACAGUCUCUGGACCCCAUCGACAAAGUGACACUUUUGACUCUCAAACAAUAUCCAAAGGCAAAGGAAAUCCUGAGGGGCGGAUGGAAAACAGAAAAAUUUACCCCGUUUGACCCGGUAUCAAAACGAAUUGUUACAGUGUGCACAUGUCAAGGUGUCCGAUAUAGCUGUACGAAGGGAGCCCCAAAGGCAGUACUCGGAUUGACUAAGUGUUCUCAAAGAACUGCGGACUUAUACAGAAAAAAAGCACAAGAGUUUGCUCAUCGUGGUUUUAGGUCACUGGGUGUGGCCGUACAGAAGGAAGGGGAAGACUGGCAGUUACUCGGCAUGAUGCCAAUGUUUGAUCCACCGCGUGAGGAUACUGCGCAGACAAUCUCUGAGGCCCAAGCCCUCGGGAUCAGCGUCAAAAUGCUUACGGGUGAUGCUAUUGCUAUCGCAAAGGAGACAUGCAAAAUGCUUGCACUAGGGACGAAGGUUUACAAUUCAGAACGUCUAAUCCACGGUGGGUUGAGUGGCGCAAUGGCUCACGAUUUAGUCGAAAAAGCAGACGGCUUCGCAGAAGUAUUUCCUGAACACAAAUAUCAAGUGGUUCAAAUGCUUCAAGAACGAGGACACCUCACUGCAAUGACAGGAGAUGGAGUCAAUGAUGCACCAUCUUUGAAAAAGGCAGAUUGCGGUAUCGCCGUGGAAGGCGCCUCAGAAGCAGCACAGUCAGCAUCGGACAUUGUUUUUUUGGCACCAGGACUUUCGACUAUCAUCGAAUCAGUCAAGGUGGCUCGUCAAAUUUUUCAUCGUAUGAAAGCCUACAUCCAAUACCGAAUUGCGCUGUGUUUGCACCUAGAAAUUUACCUGGUCACCACUAUGAUUAUUCUCAACGAGACGAUCCGAGUGGAAUUGAUUGUCUUUUUAGCGCUCUUUGCGGAUCUAGCAACAGUGGCAGUAGCAUACGACAAUGCUUCUUUUGAAUUGAGACCCGUAGAAUGGCAGCUGCCAAAGAUCUGGUUCAUAUCGGUCAUACUGGGAAUUCUCCUGGCCUUGGGAACUUGGGUCAUCCGAGGUACAAUGUUUCUCCGUAACGGGGGUAUCAUUCAAAACUGGGGCUCGAUCCAAGAAGUCCUUUUCCUCGAAGUGGCGCUCACAGAGAAUUGGUUAAUCUUUGUCACUAGAGGCGCGGACAGUUUACCGUCCCUUCCACUGGUAGGGGCAAUAGUUGGCGUCGACAUUCUGGCCACGAUCUUUUGUCUCUUUGGGUGGUUCACCAAUCAAGACAUGCCAACCGAUCCUCCUGAUCAGUACGUCGAGACAACGAAUGGAUGGACGGACAUAGUUACAGUUGUGCGGAUAUGGUGUUAUUCGCUCGGCGUGACCAUUGUCAUUGCUUUGGUGUAUUUCACGCUCAACAAACUCGAGUGGUUAGACAAUCUCGGGCGCAAGGCAAGAAGUAAAGGCGAUAUUCAAAUGGAGAACAUCCUCGGUCACUUGUCUCGAGUCACGAUAGAGCAUGAAGAGCACGGAAAGGUAGAGAGCCGGUAUUGUUUGAGUACGGCCCGUGAGGAAGAGGAUGGAGAAUAA